Messenger RNA from Penicillium brasilianum, 3187 nucleotides. The record is from the annotation of a GenBank genome assembly. NCBI's taxonomy places the organism in Eukaryota, Fungi, Ascomycota, Eurotiomycetes, Eurotiales, Aspergillaceae.
GGUCUAGUCGCCGGUCCCCGAACUCCCUAGCAAAAUCCCUCCCGGUAAGACUAGGUACUUCUCGUUAGCAUCGGACUAUUAUCAACGGAGGGAAAGCUCUCUCGUCAGCAACCUAUUAUAAGUCAGGUGCAAUCGAUGAUAGCCUCGUAUGACUGCAGAUAAAUCCUAGUCCAAAGGCAGCUCAAUGGCUAGCCGUUGCAUUGGGAACCGAGUCGAUGACUGCUAUACGUUCCCCGAGGUUUCCCAUCCUCCUCCGGAUUCCGUCGAGUUCGGGAAUACAGAACGGGCGGUGACGUGAGAGUACCGGGUACCUGGUGUGGUGCCGUAUUUUAGAGAUCUACCCACAGUGGGGCCAUGGGUGGACUGGCAGUCUCGAUGGUACCCGGUACUUUGGGGACUGCCAAACUGUACGUACAGUCCAUUCGACGUACGGAGUGUAGGGGCAGAUUUGGUUGGAGUUGUUGAGGAAAAGCACCCCCACCAUACAAAGAAACCUCUCGGAGUCCCGAGCAGUCCCCCCUCGUACACUUGUAUGACCUGUACACUCUAUACGACUCGGGGUAUCACUCUGUAACGCCCCGGUCCCACCCAUCGCCAACUCCUGUACACAGUAAAACACCAAAAACUAAGAAAAUUACCGCAGGAGGAGCUGUACACCGUACCUGCGAGUACUUGGCCCCGCGGAUUUUUCUCAACGCUGCUCCCCUGUUGACUUGCUUCCUUUCAUCGCCCUUUUCUCUCCUCCUUCUCCUCUCCUCAUUCUCCUUUACUCUUGGGCUGCUCUACAUACAAACAUAAUCAUCAUGCCCUCCACUUCCUUGUCCGCCGCCGGCAACGGCGUGCAGAAUGCCAACGACAACAUCACCCGCUUCAACCCUCCCAGCCGUGUGCUCUCUCCCCUCCAGAACGCUCUCUUCCACAACAAGACACGAUGCUUCGUAUAUGGCAUGCAACCCCGAGCCGUGCAGGGCAUGCUCGACUUUGACUUCAUUUGCAAGCGCUCCACCCCCUCCGUCGCCGGUAUCAUCUACACCUUCGGUGGUCAGUUCGUCAGCAAGAUGUACUGGGGUACCAGCGAGACCCUCCUCCCCGUCUACCAGGACGUCGAGAAGGCCAUGGCCAAGCACCCCGACGUCGACACCGUCGUCAACUUUGCCUCCUCCCGCUCCGUCUACAGCUCCACCAUGGAGCUCAUGAACUGCCCUCAGAUUCGCUCUAUUGCUAUCAUUGCUGAGGGUGUUCCCGAGCGUCGUGCUCGUGAGAUCCUCGUUGCUGCCAAGGAGAAGGGUAUCACCAUCAUUGGACCCGCCACCGUCGGUGGUAUUAAGCCCGGUUCCUACAAGAUCGGUAACACCGGUGGUAUGAUGGACAACAUCGUUGCCUCCAAGCUGUACCGCAAGGGUUCCGUCGGCUACGUCUCCAAGUCCGGUGGUAUGUCCAACGAGCUGAACAACAUCAUCGCCCAGAACACCGACGGUGUCUACGAGGGUGUUGCCAUCGGUGGUGACCGUUACCCCGGUACCACCUUCAUUGACCACCUGCUCCGUUACCAGGCUGAGCCCGAGUGCAAGAUCCUGGUCCUGCUCGGUGAGGUCGGUGGUGUUGAGGAGUACCGUGUGAUCGAGGCCGUCAAGAACGGCGUCAUCACCAAGCCCAUCGUUGCCUGGGCCAUCGGAACUUGCGCCAGCAUGUUCAAGACCGAGGUUCAGUUCGGUCACGCCGGUGCCUCUGCCAACUCCCAGCUCGAGACUGCCGUCUAUAAGAACAAGGCCAUGCGUGAGGCUGGUAUCCACGUCCCCGAGACCUUCGAGGACCUGCCCCAGCUCCUCAAGCAGGUCUACGAUGCCGAGGUUCAGAAGGGCAACAUCGUCCCCGCCCCCGAGCCCGUGGUCCCCAAGAUCCCCAUUGACUACUCCUGGGCCCAGGAGCUGGGUCUCGUCCGUAAGCCCGCUGCCUUCAUCUCCACCAUCUCCGACGACCGUGGCCAGGAGCUGCUCUACGCCGGUAUGCCCAUCUCCGACGUCUUCCGGGAGGACAUUGGUAUCGGUGGUGUCAUGUCUCUGCUGUGGUUCCGCCGCCGCCUGCCCAUCUACGCCAGCAAGUUCCUGGAGAUGGUUCUCAUGCUCACUGCCGACCACGGUCCCGCCGUGUCCGGUGCCAUGAACACCAUCAUCACCACCCGUGCCGGCAAGGACCUGAUUUCCGCUCUCGUCUCCGGUCUCCUGACCAUCGGUUCCCGCUUCGGUGGUGCCCUCGACGGCGCCGCCGAGGAGUUCACCAAGGCCUUCGACAAGGGUCUCAGCCCCCGUGACUUUGUCGACAUCAUGCGCAAGGAGAACAAGCUCAUCCCCGGUAUUGGCCACAAGGUCAAGUCUCGCAACAACCCCGAUCUGCGUGUCGAGCUGGUCAAGGAGUUUGCCAAGAAGCACUUCCCCAGCACCAAGCUGCUCGACUACGCCAUUGCCGUCGAGACCGUCACCACCUCCAAGAAGGACAACCUGAUUCUCAACGUCGACGGCUGCGUUGCUGUCUGCUUCGUUGACCUGCUCCGCAACUGCGGUGCCUUCUCCGACGAGGAGGUCGAGGACUACAUGCGCAUGGGUGUCCUCAACGGUCUGUUCGUUCUGGGUCGCUCCAUCGGUCUGAUUGCCCACUACCUCGACCAGAAGCGCCUGCGCACCGGCCUGUACCGCCACCCCUGGGACGACAUCACCUACCUCCUCCCCACCCUCCAGAAGGGUGGUGCCGAGGGUCGUGUUGAGGUCAACCUGUGAUUUUGAUGGCCUUGUUCGUUUUCCCUCUUUUCCCCCGCACACACACAUGAUAUGAUUUGCAGCGCCCGUCCGCUGGUGGCAUACAGUCCGUCGUGAGAACCAUUCCUUGGCAUAUAUAUGGGUUCUGGUUCCGGCGGUGGAGUUUGGAUGGGUUGAAUCCCCCUUUUUUGGUUUUGCUUUCUUUUUUUUUGUGUUGUUUCUUGAAGCAGUCUUUGCGUGUAUGCCAUGCUUAAAACCGCGGGUCCUGAUGGGAAUGGUUUUCCCAGAUGGAGAAAACGGUGCGACGCCCGACUACGGAUCUGUUAAUUUUGUUUAGAUGACUAGACCUCUCUGGGGACUUAAUGAACGUGCCCUCUUGCAUGAUGAAUCUUGUGUGUAGUAGAAAUGUAGAUUGUACAAAAUUUUUCAGCGUA